UCCUUCCUAAGACGAGGUCAGUAACUUGUGGGUCUGAGCGCAUCAGCUCACAGCAGAUGUGGAAUAUUCCUCCAGACAGAUGGUUUCAUAAGGAGAGAAGAACUGGCGAGCGAGCGCAGCUUCCUGAGGAGAGAUGAAGGUCAUGGAGGUUACCGUGAUCACCAGCCAUCUCUUCUGUAUCCUGCUGACUGUAACGGUGGAGGCUCAAGUCAACCCAGAAAUGUGUCGUUAUCCUCUUGGCAUGACCGGCGGACAGAUCCAGGAUGAGGACAUCUCUGCGUCCAGCCAGUGGUCGGAGUCCACUGCUGCAAGAUUUGGAAGGCUGGACUUUGACAACGGAGACGGGGACGGGGCCUGGUGUCCCGACAUCAUGUCGGAACCAGACGGGCUGAAAGAGUACCUGCAGGUGGACCUGCGCUCGCUGCACUUCCUCACGCUGGUGGGCACCCAGGGGCGCCACGCCGACGGCAUGGGCAACGAGUUCGCCCAGAAAUACCGGAUCAAGUACAGCCGCGACGGCAAGAAGUGGAUGAGCUGGCGUGACAGGAAGGGAAGGCAGGUCAUCGAGGGCAACAGAAAUGCGUAUGAUGUGGUCCUCAAGGAUCUGGAGCCUCCCAUCAUUGCGCGAUUCGUGCGCUUCAUGCCGGUGGCGGACCACUCCAUGAUCGUGUGUAUGAGAGUGGAGCUCUACGGCUGCGAAUGGCUGGAUGGUCUGGUGUCUUACAGCAUCCCAGAUGGACACCAGAUGAUCUACAGAGGCCUGGACGUCUUCUUCAACGACUCGGUGUACGACGGCACAUCAGCUGAAAGGCUGACGAAGGGCCUGGGCCAGCUGACCGACGGCACGUGGGGCCUGGAUGAUUUCCUACACAGUCACAUAUACGGCAUGUGGCCCGGCUACGACUACGUAGGGUGGAGCAACAACACGUUCCCCAAAGGCUACGUGGAGAUGAUCUUUGAUUUCGACGACAUAAGGAACUUCACCUCAAUGAAGGUCCACUGCAAUAACAUGUUCAGCCGUGGCGCGAAGGUGUUCAGACAGGUCACUUGUUACUUCCGGUCAGGAUCUGAAUGGGAGGCGGAGCCGGUGACUUUCAGGCCCACUGUUGACAAUGUCAGCCAGAGCGCCCAGUUUGUCACCGUGCCCCUCGGCGAUCGCACGGCCAGGACCGUCAAGUGUCGUUUCCACUUCAGCGACGUGUGGAUGCUCUUCAGUGAGGUGGCCUUCCAAUCAGGUUCUGCAGUGUACAACAGUUCAUUUUCCCCUCGCAAACAUGGACAUCCCACAAACACACUGCCAGGGGACGACCCCACUCACAAAGUGGACGACAGCAACACCAGGAUCCUGAUCGGCUGCUUGGUGGCCAUUAUAGCCAUCUUACUAGCCAUCAUUGUCAUCAUACUGUGGCGGCAGGUCUGGCAAAAGAUGCUGGAGAAGGCAUCCCGCCGCUUGUUGGACGAUGAGCUCACAGCUCGUCUUGCCAUCCAGAACCAGGCCUUCUCCUUCCAUCACUCCUCUCUGUCCAGCGACGGCGGCUCCACUUCCUUCUCCACCUACGAGAGGAUCUACCCCCUCUGUGCUGACUACCAGGAGCCGUCUCGCUUCAUCAGGAAACUGCCAGAAUUUGCUCAGUCCACCGAAGACCUGGGGUCCCCCACCUGUGGCCGAGCGCUGGCAGCCACCGGCCCCGAGGGGGCUCCGCACUACGCAGAGGCAGAUAUCAUCAGUCUGCAGGAGUCCUCCGACAGCAGCACACACUCCAUCACCGCCGUCAAGAUGAAUCUCUUUGCUGGCACCGUUUCAUCCAUGAGAGAGUUUCCCCGGGAGAAGCUCACCUUCAGGGAGAAGCUGGGGGAGGGACAGUUCGGAGAGGUGCACUUGUGUGAGGCGGAGGGCAUGCAGGACUUUUUGGAUGAAGAUUUGCCUAUUGAAGGAGACAAUGAGUCACCUCUGCUGGUUGCCGUUAAAACACUGCGGGAAGACGCAAACAAGAACGCAAGGAAUGACUUCCUGAAGGAGAUCAGAAUCAUGUCUCGUCUACGGGACCCCAAUAUUGUCCGCCUGCUGGCGGUGUGCGUUGAUACAGAUCCCCUGUGCAUGAUCACGGAGUACAUGGAGAACGGAGACCUCAAUCAGUUCCUGUGCAAGCUCAGGCUGAAGGAGGCGCCUGAUGAGGACACGCCGGGGCAGGAGGAAGAGACGGACAUGGUCAGUUACAUUAAACUGAUCGGCAUGGCGAUGCAGAUUGCAUCUGGUAUGAAGUACUUGUCUUCUCUCAACUUUGUCCACCGUGAUCUGGCUACCCGCAACUGCCUGGUGGGGAAGAACUACACCAUAAAGAUAGCUGAUUUUGGCAUGAGCAGAAACCUGUACAGAGGGGACUACUACCGCAUCCAGGGCCGAGCCGUCCUCCCUAUCCGCUGGAUGUCCUGGGAGAGCAUCCUCCUGGGGAAGUUCACCAUGGCCAGCGACGUCUGGGCGUUCGGAGUCACUCUGUGGGAAGUUCUGACUCUGUGCAAGGAGCAGCCCUACUCUCAGCUCUCUGACGAACAGGUCAUUGAAAAUACCGGCGAGUUCUUCAGGGACCAGGGCAAACAGGUGUACCUGCCAAAGCCUCCCUGUUGUCCUGACCGGAUCUACCACGACCUCAUGCUGAGCUGCUGGAAGAGAAACGCCAAGCAAAGGCCCAGCUUUCAGGAGAUACACGCCCAGCUGGUGGCCAGCAUGGCGUAGCGGCUGCAAUUAAUGAACUGUCUCCCUUGUUUCAUCAAAUCAGAGCCAACACCUUAGAUGUUGACCUCUCCGUUAGUUCUCAGAUGUCCCAAUAGUGUUUUUGAUAAUGAAACUUAAGAAGAAUUCUCCACACACUUGAAAAACACAAGCUGAUGUUGUGCAGUUAGCACUAGUCACAACGUGCAUUCACACGCCUCUGUGUAUCUUUUACUCCCUUGAUUUUCUUAUGCCGUGUCUAUUUAUAGAGUGCGCCAUGGUAAUCCCAGGUAACGCAGUUGUGAAUAGUUUUUAACCAUGUAUGUACAUAUAAGUCUUUUACUGCACUUGUGGCAUUUUUUUCUAAAUUUCUAUUUAUGCUUGUUAUUUUCAUGACCUUUUUUUCCUGAAUGCCAGUGUCUUUUACUAGUCCAAAGUUUAUACUCAUAUUUUAUUGAUUCAUUGUGAUUUUUUUACUACUGUAGAAAUAAAGUCAUUGUAUAAAGUUAAACAGUAGAGAAGAGCCAACAUAAAU
Molecule: messenger RNA, 3245 nt
Organism: Cololabis saira (Pacific saury)
Lineage: Eukaryota; Metazoa; Chordata; Actinopteri; Beloniformes; Belonidae
Product: discoidin domain-containing receptor 2-like
Exons: 17
Coding region: 134-2734 (866 amino acids)
Biological process (GO): protein phosphorylation; cell surface receptor protein tyrosine kinase signaling pathway; multicellular organism development
Cellular component (GO): membrane; signaling receptor complex
Molecular function (GO): collagen binding; ATP binding; protein tyrosine kinase collagen receptor activity
Source: RefSeq, a predicted model, not a curated record